AUGUCAGGUUCCGUUCUUGAAGACGCUGAAGUAGGAAACUCCCUUGUCAUGAGAGAAGUGAUCAGAAAAAAUGAGGACGGCCAAUAUUUAGUUGUAACAAGCGUUUCCAAGGAGGAGGAGCCAAGGACUGUUACGUGCAGAGGAGAGAAGGUGCCGAUUAAGGUAGUCACAGUGGAGGAUGGCUCUGGGAAAGCGAAGGUCUCCCUUUGGAGGGAUAAUUCAACUACUGAGGCGAGGCCAGGUGACAAUGUCACCAUAACAGAUGUUGUUCUAAAUAUAUACAAUAAUACAACCACUUUGAAUACAACAGCAAAGUCUGAAGUUGUGCCCUGUGAAGCCCCUACAGAGAAAAGAUUAUGUCAUGUGGAAGCUAUUGGAUGUGAAGGUGGUGAAGCUGAACUUUUUCUGUGGGAUGGGAGUUCUGUCAAGGUGCCUGCUGAACUACUACAGCAGGCAUUGAGUCAGGAUGGAGAAAGUGUCGAUAUUGAGAUGGCAACCGUCAAAGGGCCAAUCAAGCUGUCCGUUACAUCAAAGGGGAGAGAAGUUACAUCCAUUACUAAGGAAUGACUGUGUGUUUAGUGCAUAGCUUUUAGCUCCUCCCACUAUUUAGAGAAUAGGGUGUUAUUCUAGUCACCUCGGAGUCUGCAUCAGCAUGAGCUCUCUUGUUUGAGGUUUUCCUGCAAUCUUUGUUGUUUUUUUUUUGUUGUUGGUUUUUUGUUAGUAUUGCUUAUGUCUAGAAUUAUGUAAAUUUUUCAGAAGCUUUGUUUAUAGACAUAUCUUUGUUACUUUAAAAGAUGAUGACUUGUUACAUACAUAUUUCUAUGUAUUCAUCAUCUGCAUGUGUGAUUACAAUCCCGAUAACUGUUAUUUUAUUUUUGACAGAACUAUGCCUCU
Mercenaria mercenaria is the source of this 894-nucleotide messenger RNA. RefSeq lists its product as uncharacterized. The transcript is spliced from 4 exons. The record is from RefSeq and is a predicted model, not a curated record. Lineage: Eukaryota; Metazoa; Mollusca; Bivalvia; Venerida; Veneridae. Bases 1 to 567 code for a protein of 188 amino acids.